Molecule: messenger RNA, 2910 nt
Organism: Lucilia sericata (common green bottle fly)
Lineage: Eukaryota; Metazoa; Arthropoda; Insecta; Diptera; Calliphoridae
Exons: 5
Coding region: 1-2910 (969 amino acids)
Cellular component (GO): extracellular matrix
Source: RefSeq, a predicted model, not a curated record
AUGUCCUGGCUCCGGAGUAUAUUUUUCUAUGGUGUAUUGCAGCUGUUCGCCCAUUUUGCAGUCGCUGAUGUUAUAGUGCAAUUGAAUAUAAAUCGUCCCAUUUAUGAUGUCAGUGAUAAAUUUGUUAGUUUUUCUAUUAAACCCGAGGAUUUAUAUAAAGCUUUAGAUGGUUCUAAUAGAAAAACUAUAACCCGCAUGGCUUCUAUGUUGAGCCAUUCGCAUGUUAAAUUUGUGGGUGAUUUCUAUUUUGCUUCUAAAACCGAGGGCAUACGUUUGAGAAAUCCAACGAAAAUUGUUUGGAAGGGUUUUAAUAAGUGGACCAAAGCCGUAAAUUGGUCGAUGAUUAUACCGGUACCCUAUAAGCCCGACAAUUGGGAUGCCAUGCAGGCUUUGAAAAUUUUAAAUACUUCUCAUAUGGUGGGUAUAGAUGAAGCCAUUUGGCAGUUGGGCACAGAUUUCGGUACCUCUCGGGCUGCAGACUAUGCCAGUGAAUUGAAGACAUUUAAUUUAAUGGUGGAAUCAUUUAAGCAAACUGUUACCAAUUGGCAAACUAUGGGUGCUGAUAUAUCGGCUGGCAGUAGUCCUGAGGAAACCAAACGUUAUGUUGAACUGUCUAGGGAUUUGAAUGUAGCCUAUGGAUGGAUACAAUCUGGUGAUAUGUUCUCUAGUGUAGGUUCAACCAUUUCCGAUCGUGAUCCGGCUCUUAAAGUUCUUUUCAAAUCAAAUGUUCCCGUUUGGCUGUCUCUACCCAAAAAGAAAGUUCUCUCAACACAUCUAGAUGAUGAGGUGCUUGAUGGUCUUAGCUGGGCUCAAACUAUGGGUGAUGCUGCCAAUGUGGGUUUUGAAUCUAUUUUUAAAACUCUAUCUCUCGAUGAUUUAGAAAAACCCAAAUAUGGUUUCUAUGUAACGGCUCUGUUUAAGAAAAUUAUGGGUUCUCGUGUCUAUCCUGCUCGUCCUUUGGGUGUAUUUGGUCGCAACAAUAAACUAUACACUCAUUGUGCUAAUAUGGUAUCGGGCGGUUUGGCUUUUAUGGUGGUCAAUAAACAAGAGCUACCUUUACAGAUUGCCAUAAGAUCCAUGAAUAGAUUGCAGGAUUCUGAGGUGUGGCAAUAUGCUCUCACCAUGUCUAAUGGUCAUGUUAUGUUGAACAAUAAGAAGUUGUCGGUAAAUACUACUCUCAUACCUGAGAUCAGGAGAAAACAUACCAAGUCCAUGUUGCAAUUAAAGACGCCAGGUUUGUCAGUGAGCUUUUGGGUUUUGCCCAAUGCCAACUUGGAACACUGUCAAUUUACUGAAGUCGAGACUCCCGUAGUGCCAGCAGAAGAGACCAAUCAAAAAAUUAAACGUUAUUCCUCCACUGAUCGUUUGUUAAAGGAAUUAAUUAAAGAAUCCGCUAAACCACCUCUGUCACCUUUGGCCAGUCUUAUAAGAAGACAUCGUAGAUCGGUGGAUAAUGAAGACAGAUUUAAACGUUUUGUUUUAGAAGGCAAUAGGGAUGAGAUUAAACCUUUGACCAACUUUGCCGAAAACAUUGUACAAGAAAUGAAAACACCCCUGAAAAGAGAUAUCUUCUCACCAGACCGAAGAAUUGCGGCCUUAAGUUGGUUAGGCAACAUUUUUAAGGAACCCUUUAGCUUGGAUUUGCCUUUGUUAAAGAGAAAUGCCCGUCAAUCGGAUGCCUAUACAGGACCCUUCUUUAUGACACGCGAUGGUAAGAAAACUGCUUUCACAAAAAAGAUCACAGAGAUCAGAAAACCCGAAAAGAAAGUAAAUAAACUUCCUGUCGAAGAUCAAGAAUUUGAUGAGGAAAAAUUUUUUAAAAAUGUGGGCGUACAACCCGAACCGGAAUAUGUUCGUGUGCCCGAAGGAGAUGUGUUCUUGAGUAAAAUUGCCUCUUUAGAUGGUGACGAAACAGAUGAAGAGCUGAAAAUUGAAACAAAAAAGGCCAAUAAAGCCAAGGCCCAGACUAAAGAAAUUGUUAGUGAAAUGAAGCCUUUACGUCUAUUACCCACUGAAUUCUUUGAAGCCUUACCUGCCAAUCCCAUCAAACCAGUGGCAAAUAAGUUGAACAUUGGUUCUGCCUUAAAUUCCCUGCUUUUCUCUGAUCCGUUUGGCAAGAAAUAUGGCAAAUCUAACAAAAAUGUAUUUGCCAAAAAUUUCGAUUUAAAAGAAGAUCCCAUUACAACGGAAAUUGUAGAACCAGAAAUCCAUAAAGAUUUGGAUAUAGAUGCCGAAACCAAUGAUGUCGAUGAUUUUGAGCAGGCUCAAAUCGAUAUAACCCAAAAAGCUUUAAAGAAGAAAGUCUCAGAAGAGGAAGUCGAUGAAAGUAAGGAAAAAGAUGUAGACGAGUUAUUAGAUGCUGGCGAGGAAAAGACUUUGGAGAAAACUAAACCUUUAUAUUCCAAUUUUCUUUCGUCCGACAAUUUAAAUUUAUUUGGUGAAUCCUCCAAAGGUGAAGCAGAAGAGGAGUUAAACGCCGACAAUAAAUCUGUACAAACUGAUAGCUCUACCAAGACUAAAUUUGACGAAUUACCCUGGUGGGAUUUAUCAAAUACACGUUUAAAGCGCUCUCUAGACACUCGUUAUCCAGCCGAUUCAUGGCGUAAUAAUAUGAUCAGUAAAGAUGAAGAUCCCAUAACAGCGGCCGAUGAAAUGUCACCGAUACGUUUGCGUCAUUUUGAACAUAAAGUCGAAGAAGUUGUUCGCUCUGCUAACAAUAAAAAUAAUAAAAACGAUGACGACAAUGAUGAUGAUGGUUCAAUUGGAAAAAGGAUUGUUAAGACUUUUAAGGAGCAAGUAACUAAGUUAGUGGAUAUUUUCUCGCAACAUGUAAAUGAGUGGUAUAAUACUUUGACUAAACAACUGGAUAGUCCAGAGGAAAGCACUACCGAAGGAAAUCGUAUAGCGUAA